AUGUCGCUGGGCGUACGACCAUCAAGACGAGCACUCUCAUCGCUCUAUCAAGCGCUCGACUUUACCGACCACCUCCGACUCUCUGAACCCGACCUUGGCUAUACGACCAUCCGCUCUACAUCCACGGAAAACAUCGAUGCCAACCGAUACAGAGACAUCCUCGCAUACGAUCAUGCCCUCUUACCGGGUCCUUAUCUCAACGCAGCAUACAUUCCACCUUUUCACCCGACCAGCGUGAGCUUCAUCAUAAGCCAAGCGCCGCCGCCGGACACGUAUACCGCGUUCUACACACACAUCGUCCAACAACGCGUCCGAGUGUUGGUCAACCUCACGCCGCUUAUAGAAAAGGGGAGGAGGAAGGCCGAUCAGUACUGGCCGAAUCACAGCGUUGGUGUCAGUGGGAGCGAAGGGGAUGCAGAGAUGGAGCUGGGAAACGGAUGGAAGGUGACGAGCGAGUCGGAGAAGCAGAUCGAGCUGCAACAGGGAGAGGCGACGUUGGUGAGGAGGGUGAUUCAUAUCGACACAGCCCAAACGGAUGGCUCGAAGAACGGAUGGGCGGUAACACAAUUUCAUCUCAGCAGCUGGCCAGAUCACGGCGUCUUUCCAACUUCGCUGCUGCUCCAACUCAUGCACGAGACACAACAGGUCGCCAUGCCCAAGAUCUAUCCCCCUCCCCCGACGUGGAUCCACUGCUCGGCCGGUGUGGGGAGGUCAGGGACGCUAGCAGCUGCAUACAUUGCUCGGGCUGCAAUCAAUGUUGCGAGGCAUGAAGGGACACUCGCCGGGGAUGCAGAUGACUCGCUGAUGGCAAGGAAUCAGAGAUCGCACGUGUGGGAUCUACCAGUAAGGAUAGUGGAGCACCUGCGCAGGUAUCGAGCGAGGAUGGUGCAGACCAUCGAGCAGUUCGAGGCGGUGUACGAGAUUGUGGGGGAGCUGGCCAAGCAGGCUGGAUCAGCGGAAAAGUAA
Molecule: messenger RNA, 966 nt
Organism: Kalmanozyma brasiliensis GHG001
Lineage: Eukaryota; Fungi; Basidiomycota; Ustilaginomycetes; Ustilaginales
Product: Protein-tyrosine phosphatase, receptor/non-receptor type
Exons: 1
Coding region: 1-966 (321 amino acids)
Biological process (GO): protein dephosphorylation
Molecular function (GO): protein tyrosine phosphatase activity
Source: RefSeq, a predicted model, not a curated record